AUGCCUGUCUCGCAUCUAACCGUGACAGUCUCCCACCUGCCUACCUCGACUUCGUUCUUUCUGUCUUGUCUCCAGCCGUUGGGAUACCAAUUUAUUGGUCGAGUGGAAGAUUAUAUCGGGUUCGGACAGAAGGCAGGUGCCCUGCCGAUUUCUGGAUCACCGAGCAGAAGCCUGGCCCCGUCAAAAGAGGCCGUCCAGUCCUUCGUCUACGCUGCGGUCAAAGCUGGCGCAAAGCUUCAUGGCGAGCCUCGAGAACGAGAUUCAAUAUCUGGGUACUACAGUGCCGCCGUAAUUGAUCUCGAUGGAAAUAGCGUCGAAGCGGUAUACCGCCCCGGUGCUUCGGUCGUUGCAUCAGAAGCCGGAGGGCCGACCAUAGCACUCCUGGAAACCAGAUCGGUCGUGUCCAAGAGCAGCAAAGCUACCUCUGUCAAGGCUGAGAGUGUUGCACCACCCAGAUCCGAGGCCAAGUCUCGUGCUGUCUCCAAGGCUCCCACUGCCGUUUCGAAAGCUCCGACUGCAAUAUCUAAAGCGCCUACUGCUGUUUCCCAUCGGUCUCAGGGUCCACCGCCGUCAUACACGACGCAGACGGCCCAGAAACCUGAUGAUGGGAGCAAAGUAGCUAAGACCAUUAUCGGUACUCUGAUCGGCGCCGCUGCUGGUGCUGCGGUUGCAUAUGCAAUGGUCAAGGGAGACUCUCAGUCAACCAGUGAAGAGCCCAAGGAAGCUCCGCAUUACACGCCUGAGUCCCACCAGCUCAUGGCACCACCAUCGCAUGUCUCUUCCCAGCUCUCGAAGCUCCCCCCCACGCGCAGCAUCUACACCAGCGCAUCAGGCCCUCGAUCCACUGUCACCCGCAGUGUAUUCUCCAAGAACCCCCGCGCCAGCACCAUCUACGAACCUACCGAGUUCUACGACGACCGUGGGCGCCGCGCCUCGGACGGCAGCAUUUUCAGCAUCCCUGAGGACAUCCCCCUCCGAGCAAUCGAGUAUCCACCGCCCAGCCACAGCUCGCAGCAACGUCACCCCUGCAACCCAAGCACCUUCAUCAGCAGCUAUGCCGCCGACAAGCCGCGAGACGGCAGCGUGCACUCAGCCUCAACAAUCAAAGCAUCUCAACAAAGCCUCCAACGUCGCCAUAGCCACGACGACAGAGAUACGUACUCCUCGCACAGCAAGCAUUCGCACCGUGUCAGUUCCUCCCAUUCCAAGGGCCAAGACGCAGUCAGCACGGCCUCGUCCACUCGUAGCGCGCGCAAUAUCCCCCUCCCCACUGGUUCCAACGCAACAUACUACAGCGCCAGCGCACACCCAGGCCAGGGCAACAAAUCACAUGUGUCCGCGCGCGAAGUGCCUCUACCCGACAGUGUCAUCGACCUCGACCUCGACUCGCAUGUCACCCCGGAUGACUCAAUCAGUCAAGUUGGGAGCCGGACUCGAUCCCACUCGCAUCGCUCGAGUCAUUCGAAGGCUUCGAAACACUCGUCUCGAUCGAAGAUGGAUGAGCCUAUCAGACCCGCUGAUAGUGUGAGUCAGGUGUCUAGGGUUUCGCACCGGACCGUGAAGGCGGGCGGAAGUAAGGCGCCGUCGCAUUCGGGUAGUCGACGUAGUCAGGUUGCUGUUUGA
This is a messenger RNA of Penicillium maclennaniae, 1623 nucleotides long. RefSeq lists its product as uncharacterized. The record is from RefSeq and is a predicted model, not a curated record. Lineage: Eukaryota; Fungi; Ascomycota; Eurotiomycetes; Eurotiales; Aspergillaceae. The transcript is spliced from 3 exons. The coding region runs from base 1 to 1623 and encodes 540 amino acids.